This is a messenger RNA of Chlamydomonas reinhardtii, 2156 nucleotides long. RefSeq lists its product as uncharacterized. NCBI's taxonomy places the organism in Eukaryota, Viridiplantae, Chlorophyta, Chlorophyceae, Chlamydomonadales, Chlamydomonadaceae. The transcript is spliced from 12 exons. Gene Ontology annotation, cellular component: cytosol; cytoplasm. Gene Ontology annotation, biological process: tRNA wobble position uridine thiolation. The coding region runs from base 102 to 1847 and encodes 581 amino acids. The record is from RefSeq and is a predicted model, not a curated record. Gene Ontology annotation, molecular function: adenylyltransferase activity; thiosulfate-cyanide sulfurtransferase activity; URM1 activating enzyme activity.
GCGAUUACUUUCGCAGUUUCGCUCGUUGGCCGGAUGACAUGCCGUCAAGCAAAAAUUACCCUUAUGAUAUAGAAACCUUAAUGCAAGACUCUGCCGCCAACAUGGCAAUGGGCGACGCGAGCAUCGCAGCUGAGGCAGCUGCGCUGCGUGUGAAGAAUGCAAGCUUGGAGCGGGAGGUAGAGUCGCUUCGGGAGCAGCUGCUGGCGCUGCGAGCGGAGCUUGGGAGCGCGAAAACCCAGGAGGACACCUCGAGUGGAGCCGCGGAGCAGCGCAAUGGCGGGGCCACGGCCACCACAUCAUUAUCCACGGCGCCAUCCUCGGCCCCGGCCCCGCCCCGCGCAGCGCCGCGGCACGGCCUCAGCAGGGCGCAGGUGGAGCGCUACUCGCGGCACCUGCUGCUGCCCGCGUUCGGUGUGGCGGCGCAGGAGCGGCUGCUGCGCGGCGGCGUGUUGGUGGUGGGGUGCGGCGGACUGGGCUCGCCGGUGGCCAUGUACCUGGCGGCGGCGGGCGUGGGCCGGCUGGGUCUGGUGGACCAUGACACUGUGGACGUCACCAACCUGCACCGCCAGGUGAUGCACAGCACAGCGCGGGUGGGGCAGCACAAGGCGGCGUCCGGGCGCGCCACCUGCACCGCCAUCAACCCCACCAUACAGGUGGAGGCUCACAUGUGCGGCUUCACGCCGGCCAAUGCGCUAGAGCUGGUGGACAGGUACGACGUGGUCGUGGAUGCCUCCGACAACCCAGCCACCCGCUACCUGGUCAGCGACGCAUGUGUGGUGGCUGGCAAGCCGCUGGUGUCGGCGGCGGCGGUGGGCACGGACGGCCAGAUCACCGUCUACAACUACGGCCCGGACGGCCCCUGCUACCGCUGUCUGUUCCCCGAGUCGCCGGCCCCGGAGAACUGCAGCCGCUGCGGCGAGGCGGGAGUGCUGGGCGUGGUGCCGGGCGUGAUGGGCUGCCUGCAGGCGCUGGAGGCGAUCAAGGUGCUGGCGGGUGUGGGCGACGUGAGCUCCAAGAAGCUCACCAUCUUUGACGCGCUGUCGGGCCGCUUCACGGCCGUCAAGCUGCGCGGCCGCAGCCCCGCCUGCCUCGCCUGCGGCGCCGCGCCGCUGCUCAGCCGCGCCAACCUGGCCGCCCACGACUACGUGCGCUUCACGGGCCAGCCGCUGGACGACGGGCCGCCGGAGGACCUGGAGCUGCUGGACCCACGCGUCCGGCUGCAGCCCGCACAGGUGGCAGAGCUGAUGAGGCAGCAGCAGCAGCAGCAGGGGAGCGCAGAGCCGGUGGCGGCGGCGGCUGCAGAGGCGGCGGGGCCCACAACAGCAGAGGCGGCGGCGGCGGUACAGUGCCGCAGUACGGUUUUCCUGGACGUACGGCCUCAGCCGCAGUACGACGUGGUGGCGCUGCCGGGUGUCGUACACGUGCCCUUUGAGCGCCUGGAGCAGCGGCUGGCCGAGGUGCUGGCGCUGUGUGGCUGUAGCAGCAGCAGCAGCAGUGGUGACGGCGGCGUUGGUGGCAGUAGCAGUGGCAGUAGCAAUGGCGAUGGAGGCAGUUGCAAUGGUGGCGGCGGUGCAGGCAGUAGCAAUGGCGGCGGCGGUGCGGGCUGUGGUGUGGGGGCAGGGGCGGCGGCAUCGGGCGAGGCAGGGGAGCAGCCGGCGGCGGCGGCGGCGGCGGCGGCGGCGGCGGCGGAAAGCCCUCCUCGGGUUGUGGUGCUGUGCCGGCGUGGCAACAACUCGCAGCGGGUGGCGGCGCGGCUGGCGGCGGCGGGGGUGGCGGGGGUGACGGACAUGCGGGGCGGGUACCAGGCGUGGGCGCGGGAGGUGGACCCGGACGUGCCGCUGCUGUGAUCACGAUGAGGGGGCUGUGGGCUGUGGGUGCUGAGCGGUGCGGGCUUGGGCUGUGGACUGAGGGCUGAGGGUUGUGGGUACAGAGCGGCGUGCGAACUGUCAGCUGGGCUACGGUGCUGCUGGCCCUUGACGAGUGACGCGUUUGAACGACGAGGUAGGCUUCAGGGUAGGAGUGCUGGUCGUCUUCAUUCCGCCGGCAUGAGAGCUACCAACUGGGCUGUGAGGUGUAACGUGAGCGGAAGCUGACAUGAGCUGGUCUGAUGGGAGUGUAGCAUGAAGGCGGCGGCGAUGAUCACUCUACCGGAAUUU